UUAAGUCUCCUCCUGAGAGUUAAAGAAGCUCCUCUACCUGUCUCUGCUUGCUAUUGCUGUCUUGUAUUGCAUAUCUGCAUUCAUCAUCUCCUUCUCCUUCUACCUACGAGAGAAGCUCUGUGCCUGGUUACACAAGGAAACUAAGAUAUGGCAGUAGAAUCUGUGCUUACUUUUGCGACCGAGGGAAUACUGAUGAAGCUGAUUUCCCUUGCUGCUCAAGAAAUCAGUCUUGCCUGGGGAUUCAAAGCUGAACUAAACAGGCUUCGCAAAACACUGUCCACCAUUGAAGGUUACUUAGCCGACGUUGCCCAGGGACCACAAGGUCGGAGCAAGUCCGUAGAAGAUUGGGUGACGAAUCUUAAACGCCUAGCUCAAGAUGCAGAUGAUGUCUUGGAUGAAUUCAACUAUGAACUUCUCCGGCGCAAAGUAGAAAUCCGAAAUCAUAUGAAGAAAAAGGUACUCAACUUCUUUUCACUCUCCAAUCCGGUUGCAUUCCGCCUUAAAAUUGCACAUAAAAUUCAGAAGAUCAAUGCAUCCUUGGUGAAUCUCAAGAGUGAGGCUCCUAUCAUUGGACUAGUUUCCAAGAAAACAGAUGCAGCUCCUCAAGGAAUUAGAGGACGGAUACAAACCGACUCACUCCUUGAAAAAGAUGGAAUCAUUGUUGGAAGGGAGGAGGUCGUGUCAAACAUAGUUACAACCUUGACCAACUCCAACAUCAAUCAAGAAAAUAUUGCUGUUAUGGCCAUUGUGGGAAUGGCAGGCCUAGGAAAGACAACUUUGGCCAAGUCUGUAUACAAUGAUAAUUCAGUAAUAAACUAUUUUGAAAAAAGGAUAUGGGUGUGUGUAUCUGAACCUUUUAACAUCAAUGUGAUUUUGAUCUGCAUGUUAGAAUCUCUUAACCCAUCAAAAGCCACUGUAAGAGAAAAUCAAGAUGCACUGCUUAAAUACCUUGAAGAAGAGUUGAGAGCGAAAAGAUACUUGCUGGUACUUGAUGAUGUUUGGAAUGAAGAUUCGGAGAAAUGGGAAAGUUUGAUGAGCUAUUUGUCAAAGUUGAAUUCUGAUCUAGGAAGCAAAAUUAUUGUCACUACCCGCAGUGUCAAAAUUGCAUCAAUCACAGAAACACUUCCGCGCCCUAAAUUGGAACUUCUAUCAACAGAUGAAUGCUGGUCCAUAUUGAAACAUGCAACUUGCUCAGAUGGUAGUUCUGAUAUACCUCUUCAUUUAGAGAGAAUUGGACGGGAAAUUGCUAAAAAUUGUGAAGGCCUACCAUUGAUGGCAAAGGUUUUGGGAGGCAUUUUGUGCUCUAAAAAGACUCCUGCUGAAUGGUCUGAAGUCAAAGACAACAGAAUAUGGGACUUACCAAAGGCAGAAGAUAGAAUCAUGUCAGUCUUGAAGUUGAGUUUCGAUAAUUUGGAAUCACCGGCACUGAAGCAAUGUUUUUCAUAUUGCUCAGUGUUCAUGAAAGAAGCCAAGAUGGAAAGAAAUGACUUGAUUCAACUUUGGAUGGCUCAAGGAUUCCUCCAUCCUUCUCCUGAAAAAAGUAAUCUAGAGAUGGAGGAUAUAGGUAAAGAAUAUUUUGAUAUUCUAUUCCAAAGAUCCUUAUUUCAAGAUGCUAGACUGGAUUAUGCUGGCAUUAUUAAAUACAAGAUGCACGAUCUCAUACAUGAUCUUGCAGAACGUGUAUCCGAAACUGGAAGCAUGAUGAGAGACUUCCAUGAGGAUGAAGAUGUUGCAACUCCCAUUAUAGAAAGAAUUCCAGAAGGAAGUAGUGGGAAAUUGAGAUCACUGUUUUCGAAUGCUGAAGCACUACCUGGAAACAUGUUGCCAUGGUUUAAAGCUUUACGUGUCUUGAAAUUAUAUGGGGCAAAUAUUGUGGAGCUUCCAAGUUCAAUCAAAAAGCUGAAACACUUGAGAUAUCUUGACAUUUCCUCUACGUGGAUCUCCAGACUCCCAAAUUCUAUUGGCAAGCUAUAUAACCUACAGACAUUAAGAGCAACAGACUGCCUUAUUGUAGAAUUUCCAAAAGAGGUGCAAAACUUGAUCAACUUGAGACAUGUUUAUUGUGAAAAGGAAACGAAAUUUCCAGUUGGGGUAUUAGGGAGAUUAACUAGCCUUCGAAAAUUACCUUGCUCUUAUGAGGAUUCUGAGGUGAUGGGUAGGGAAAUUGAGGAGCUGGCUGUCUUGAAUCAAUUGAAGGGUAAAUUGAUUAUUUGUAAUUUGGAACAUGUAAGGAAUGGAGAUGAGGCAAGGGUAGCUAAAUUAAAGGAUAAGAAAAACGUACGCGACUUGAAAUUUGUAUGGUCGGAAGAUAGGUCAAUAACAAACAAUAAUAAUGAAGAGGAUGUACUAGAAGGCCUCCAGCCGCAUUCUGAGUUGGAAAGGCUAGAGAUUCGAUAUUUCAUGGGUACUAAAUUUCCAUCGUGGAUGAUUAAGCUUGAAAACUUGAAGGAGAUUAAGCUUUUGGGGUGCAACAGAUGUGAAAAAGUGCCGACACUCGGCCAUCUACCUCAUCUUACAGUUGUUUGGAUUGGAGAAAUGGAUAAUCUAAAAUGUGUUGGAGAAGAGAUUUAUGGAAAUGUUGGAUUUCCAGCACUGAAAGAAUUAUACAUUUGUUAUUGCAAUGAGCUAAUUGAAUGGAUGGAUGCACCAGAACAAGUCAUGGUGUUUCCUUGCCUGGAGAAGCUGGAGAUGUGGAAAUGUCCCAAAUUGAGAAAGGCUCCCAGUCAUCUUCCAUCUUUGAAGGAGUUGGUUGUAUUCUAUUGCUCUAGUCUACAAUCUAUUCCAGAUUUAAACCUCUUCACAUCCCUCCGUGAAUUGAGAAUAGAAUAUUGUGAGAGAUUAGAAAGUUUGGUGAGCAGUGGGCCCUUCAAUGUUGUGGAGUUGUUGACUAUAACAGGUUGUAGUGGUCUACAAUCUAUUUCAGAUUUAAACAUCUUCACAUCCCUCCGUGAAUUGAGAAUAGAAGAUUGUGAGAGAUUAGAAAGUUUGGUGAGCAGUGGGCCCGUCAAUGUUGUGGAGUUGCUGACUAUAACAUGUUGUUGUGGUCUACAAUCUAUUCCAGAUUUAAACCUCUUCACAUCCCUCCGUGAAUUGAGAAUAGAAUAUUGUAAGAGAUUAGAAAGUUUGGUGAGCAGUGGCCCCGUCAAUGUUGUGGAGUUGAUGACUAUAACAGGUUGUAGUGGUCUACAAUCUAUUCCAGAUUUAAACCUCUUCACAUCCCUCCGUGAAUUGAGAAUAAAAGAUUGUGAGAGAUUAGAAAGUUUGGUGUUCAGUGGGCCCGUCAAUGUUGUGGAGUUGCUGACUAUAACAGGUUGUAGUGGUCUACAAUCUAUUCCAGAUUUAAACCUUUUCACAUCCCUCCGUGAAUUGAGCAUUGAAUAUUGUGAGAGAUUAGAAAGUUUGGUAAGCAGUGAGCCCGUCUCUGUUGUGGAGUUGAAAAUAAGAAAUGCACCUAAUUUAGAGAGUCAAAGUUUGGACAACCUAACGUCUCUCUCUCUGUUGGUAAUUGGUAAUUGUGGGAAAUUAAAAUAUCCACCCACAGGUCUACAUUGCUGCGCCAGUUUGAAGACAUUGAAACUUGGUCGGUUCUGGGAGGAGCUCGAUUCCUUCCCUGAUUUCCAUCUUGGAACCGGAUCAUCACAACUUCAAAAAUUAGAGUUGAACGGGUGGCCCAAGCUCAAGUCUCUGCCUCAACAAAUUCAAGACUUCACUUCUCUAACAUCUUUGGUAAUAUGUGAAUUCGAUGGAGUGGAGGCUCUUGAGGAUUGGUUAGGUACCCUUUCGUUUCAAGGCAAUGCUUCUCGGUAUUUGUGGAUUCUUUAUCACCACUUGGUUAGAGGGCCUGAAGGGGUGGGUAGAGAGAGAGAUUUUGAUAUAUAG
Messenger RNA from Prunus dulcis (almond), 3879 nucleotides. Its product is annotated as putative disease resistance protein RGA3. The coding region runs from base 148 to 3879 and encodes 1243 amino acids. The record is from RefSeq and is a predicted model, not a curated record. Gene Ontology annotation, biological process: defense response to other organism. NCBI's taxonomy places the organism in Eukaryota, Viridiplantae, Streptophyta, Magnoliopsida, Rosales, Rosaceae. The transcript is spliced from 5 exons. Gene Ontology annotation, molecular function: ADP binding.